Cornus florida is the source of this 1083-nucleotide messenger RNA. RefSeq names its product oxoglutarate-dependent flavonoid 7-O-demethylase 1-like. The record is from RefSeq and is a predicted model, not a curated record. The coding region runs from base 1 to 1083 and encodes 360 amino acids. The transcript has 4 exons. Lineage: Eukaryota; Viridiplantae; Streptophyta; Magnoliopsida; Cornales; Cornaceae.
AUGGCAUCUUCUAAACCAGUAACCUCUAGGAGUUCACUUAGUAUUCAGGAGCUAGUGAAAGAGCCCAUGCUUGCCAUACCAAAACACUAUGUUCAAGUAGAUCAAGAACCUUCAAUCCUCUUGGAAGGAACUUCCUUGCCCACAAUUCCUGUAAUCAAUAUGCAACAUUUGAUUAUGGAAGAAGCCAAAUAUUAUGAACUAGAGAAGUUGCACUCAGCAUGCAAAGAGUGGGGCAUUUUUCAGCUGGUGAACCAUGGAGUUGAUUCUUCAUUAGUGGAGAAACUGAAAUAUGAGAUUCAAGAAUUCUACAAGCUCCCUAUGGAAGAGAAAAUGAAAUACAAGCUAAGGCCUGGUGAUGUUGAAGGGUAUGGACAAACCCCCCUCUUCUCUGAAGAUCAAAAGGUUGACUGGUCAGACAGAUUUUAUAUGAUAACUAAUCCCAACCAUAGAAGAAAGCCACACCUCUUGCCAGAGCUCCCUUCAUCACUUAGGAAUACCUUGGAAUCUUACUUAUUGGAGUUGCAAAAACUUUCCAAAACACUACUUGGGAUGAUGGCAAAGGCUCUAAAGAUUGAUGAGGAAGAGGUAGAAGAGAUGUUUGAAGAUGGGAUGCAAUCAGUGAGGAUGACUUACUAUCCACCAUGUCCACAACCAGAGUUGGUUGUUGGCCUUACACCGCACUCCGAUGCUUCUGGCAUCACCUUCCUUCUCCAAAUCAAUGGAGUGGAAGGCCUCCAAGUUAGAAAAGAUAGAGUUUGGAUCCCUGCAAACUUCCUUCCUGGUGCCUUUAUGGUGAAUGUUGGAGACAUUCUAGAGAUCUUGAGCAAUGGUGUCUACCGCAGCAUUGAGCACAAGGUGACAGUAAAUCCAGUGAAAGAAAGGAUCUCUAUUGCUAUGUUCUUCAAUCCCAAGUUCCAAGCAGAGAUUGGACCAGCAGCUAGUAUUAUAAACUCGGAAAACCCAGCAUUGUUCAAAAGGGUAGAGAUGGAGAAGUAUGUCCAAGAUUUUUUCGCCCGUAAGCUCAAUGGAAAGUCGUUCUUAGAGCAAAUGCGAAUUGAAAAUGGAGAAGACUACACUACUUGA